Molecule: messenger RNA, 1277 nt
Organism: Sinocyclocheilus grahami
Lineage: Eukaryota; Metazoa; Chordata; Actinopteri; Cypriniformes; Cyprinidae
Product: PHD finger protein 6-like
Exons: 18
Coding region: 177-1277 (366 amino acids)
Cellular component (GO): nucleus
Source: RefSeq, a predicted model, not a curated record
AAGAUAAUCGAGAGUACUGUCUGGAGCUCGAGUAGUUAACAAGAGUGUUUUUAUGCACGCAAGAUGACAAAGAUCAAAGUGACCCGCCUUCCACACAAUAAAAUGAAAACGAAACUUAAAGGAACAUUGCAAUAAAAACUUGAAUCGUCGAUGAAUGUCAUCAAGCAGAGCUCAACAUGGGAUCGGAUCAAUUUCAAUCUCAGAAUAAAAUUAUUUGUGCACUUUGCGAGAAAUCAGACGAGACUGAAAUCACAGGGCCUCUCUCCUCCAAAGGAAACAUCUCCGCACAUCAAAACUGUUUGUUGUUUGCAUCAGCGAUCUUCUGCAAUAAAUCGCCCACCUAUGACGACCUGUUUGGAUUUGAUGUAGAAGAUGUAAAGAAAGAGCUGAAGAGAGGAAAAAGACUACUUUGCCACCUCUGUAAAAAAAGCGGUGCUACAGCGGGAUGUGAUGUAAAACGUUGUAAGCGCUCGUACCAUUAUCCCUGCGCCAUAGAGGAUCAUGCCAGAGCCCUUGAAGACCAUUUUAUACUGUUCUGUGAAUUACAUGAUCCAGAAUCCCUCCCAAAAAGUUCGCCAGACAGUCGAAGGCCUAACAUGAAAAGGCCGGAAAGGAGAGAUUCUGAUUCGUCUACAGGGUCAUCAGAAGCGAAUUUGCCCAAAAAGAAGAAGAACGUGUCAUUUAUUUUGUUAGAUUCUGAUGAUGACACUGAAUAUUUGCAUCCUCCAGUAGAGUCAGAUAUAGAGGACUUUACACCUCCAAAUCAGAACAAACCGUCAACUCCGGAUCCUGAAAGUAAAAGACCCCGUGCAAAGCCCAGUCCAUCAACCACAGGUUCAUUAAACUUAACGUCUGCUCAGGAGGCUUGUGGAUCAGUAGACAAUCCAGGAGAAUUGCAUGGCAUGAGUAAACGUUAUCCAUAUAUGUACAGAGCAUGUACGUUUCGAUCGCUAAAAGCGGGAAAGCCCAGAAGGGGAAAAAAUAAAAGCAUUCUAGACUCAGAUGAUGAAAGCCCAACCAGCACUGACCGUGUAGUAGCUCCAGGGGUGUCAGAUCUGGAAGACUCUAUGCUUCAAAAACAGCCCAAUCAGUCCACUCUUGUGCCUAAAAAAACAAGGCCGUGUGAAAAACGUAAUCCAUCAACCACAGAAGCUGACGAUGACACCGACAUUGAUUCAGAAGAGUCUCAGAGUUUGUUACCAUCAAAAAUGCACUAUAUCACUAUUCCCUGUAGCGUUAUUUUGGACUCUGGACCCUUUUUAUAUCUUGCACCAUAG